Molecule: messenger RNA, 1336 nt
Organism: Carassius gibelio (silver crucian carp)
Lineage: Eukaryota; Metazoa; Chordata; Actinopteri; Cypriniformes; Cyprinidae
Product: glycoprotein hormone alpha-2-like
Exons: 4
Coding region: 19-501 (160 amino acids)
Biological process (GO): cell surface receptor signaling pathway
Cellular component (GO): extracellular region
Molecular function (GO): hormone receptor binding; hormone activity
Source: RefSeq, a predicted model, not a curated record
AGAACUGCACACCUGCACAUGUCCGAGGUCAACAUCUUAUCUGAACACACUUUGGCUUUGAAGCAGGAUCCAUAUCUACAGGUGAACAUCACGAUGCUCCGCUGCGUCUCAUCUGAUCUGGCAGUGCUGCUGUUGCCUAUGCUUCUGGUGGGGUUGCUAAUGCCUAUUGGCUGGAGUUUCCCAGCCCUGACUCCUGGCUGCCACCUUUACCCAUUCAACGUGACCAUACGGACGGACAAGCGAGGGACCUGUCGAGGAACUCAGCUGGUGUACGCGUGCGUGGGCUACUGUGAGUCCAGCGCGUUCCCCUCGCGCUACUCUGUGCAGCUGGCCUCCAACUUCACCCGCAACAUGACGUCUGCUUCCCGCUGCUGCACCAUUAGCAAGGAUGCCAAGAUCAAAGUUCGUCUGCACUGUCCUCAAGGCCGUCAUCAUGAUGAUAUCGAGAUCUUGACUGCGCGUGCCUGUCGGUGCAACAUGUGCCACAAAUCCCGUUACUGAGAUCCCACGUAAAGAACGCGUCACUCAUGCUGUACUUGACAACUAACACUGGUGUGUCAAAUAUGCUUUUUUUUUUUCAUUUGACUUAUAGUUUGGGCUCAGUAGGAUUUUAAGAAAUACUUGAAUUCAGCAAGGAUACAUUGACUUGAUCAAAAGUGACAGUAAAAUCUUUAGUAUUUUUUUUUAAAGUCUAUUUCAAAUAAAUCAUAUUCUUGUGAAAUUUCUAUUUAUCAAAUAAAACUGGAAAAAAAAUCACAAUUUCCACAAAAAUAUUAGGCAGCACAACUGUUUUCCACAUUGAUCACCAAAUCAGCAUAUUAGAGUGAUUUCUGAAGGAUCAUGUGACACUGAAGUCUGCUGAAAAUUCAGCUUUGUCAUCAUAUAAAUAUAUGACAUUUUAAAACAAAACAAAACAAAAAUAUAAAAUGGUAAAUUGUAAUAUUUUACAGUACUACUGUUUCUACUUAAUGUUGCCCUGGUGACCUUAAGAGAUUUUCUUUCAAAAACAUUUGUAUUUUUUUUUUUACUAUUAUAAUAAAAUAAUAUCAUCUUCUUUUGUUUUUAUCUUGUAUUGUUCUAAGAUCACACAGUUGGAAAUAGCAUGAGUGAAUUGUUCUAGAAUGUGGUGUAAAAACAGAAAGUUAAAAGACUACAUAAAACAAUUCAAUAUAAAACAAUGGCAGAUAGCAUCAGAUACUCUAUAAUAAAAUAAAAUCACUUUUCUAAUAUCGGUGCCACCUAAUGACAUAAAGAAUGUAUCUUACGUACUAUAUAUUUAUUAGGUGAAGUUUGCAUAAAAUGUCUAAUAUCUUUCAAAAUAAACUAGUACAUGAUG